UUUGGACAAUAGAAUGGAAGAGUUCUCUGGUCUUCCAUUGGCCACGUGCCCCGAGUUGGAUCUUUCUUUGUCGGACUUGCAAGGUGAAUUUUUAGGAAACGGUGCCACGGGAGCAGAUUCCUUCAUCAAUGUUCCUGAAACAAUGUCCAAGUUUGAAGAUACGCCUGAUGGGAGGUCUUCUCACUACACUUUCCAUCCCUCAGGAGAUCGUGAGAAACCAGGCGAAACCAAGUCCACCAAUGUAAGGCAGGCUCCUCUUCUUUUAGCGUUCACUAACCCAAUCCACUUUCUCCAGCUCGGACCUCCUUCGCCCCCAAGCUUUCCAUACUCCGUGGUGCAUCAGGAUCUACAGUGGCCGGAGCAAGAAACCAGGACUUCAAAUGACCCAGUUGCGUGUUUCUCUGAAGGCCCAGGAAGGGUCAGAAAAGUCCUUGAAAAAUCAGCGGGGGAACCUGUUUGCCCAGAGAUCCAUAGAAAAGGCCUGGAAGGCAGACAUCCGCGCCUGGAGAAGUCCUCCAGCUGUCCAGACAAAAACAUUAUCAAGUUGGGUACCAAAGAAUCUGCUUUCAGCGCAAAGAAGCAGGAGGCAGGGGCCAAGCAGCGAGCGAAAAGCAAAGAUUGGCAUCGACACGGCUUAAGAAAGAUUUCGAUACCGACUGACGGUGCUGUAGAAGUCUCCAUAGCCUCUCUCCAUGCGAAAGAGGAAGCCGCCGGACACAAAGACAGAGCCAAUCACUUAGACUUUGUGAAAUACGGAGAGAAGAAAACACCAGAAACUCUAGAAAAUUUCAAACGGCGACGCUCCAAGCUGAUAAAUUCAUCCAAAUUGCUCUAUCAGGAAUACAGUGACGAUGCCCUGAAUAAAGCCAUCCAGAGCCAAAAACAGGCUUCGUUGGCCGAAGAGGUGGAACCGAUAUCUCCCAAGCUGCGGAGAAAGGUGCUGAGCUCCCAGGACUCUUACCUGCAACGCCUGUCCGUCUCUUCGGGCUCUUCGCUGUGGCAAGACAUCCCCAUGGUACGAGGGAGCACCAUGCUACUUAGCAUGACCCGUGAGGAGCAGAAGCUGCAAGAGGCCAAGUUUGAACUAAUUGCAUCCGAAGCCUCUUACCUGCGGAGCUUGAACAUAGCAGUGGAUCACUUUCAACGUUCCCAGGAACUUCAGGCGGUUUUAACCACGCAGGACAAACAGUGGCUUUUUUCCCGUCUUCAGGAUGUCUGUGACGUUAGUGCCAAUUUCCUCUUUGAACUGGAAGAGAAGCUUGAGGAGAACAUGUUCACCUUCAACGUCUGUGACGUGGCGCUCAGAAACGCACCCGAAUUUCGCAGGGUUUACUUGCCGUAUGUGACCAACCAGACCUACCAGGACCAGACCUUUCAGAGACUCAUGAAUGGGGUUCCUGCUUUCCAGCAGGUCUUAGAGAAACUGGAAAGUGACCCAGUGUGUCAGCGCCUCUCCCUCAAAUCCUUCCUCAUUCUCCCAUUCCAGCGUAUCACCCGACUGAAGCUCCUUCUCCAGAACAUCCUGAAAAGAAUUCCACCUGGGGCCGAUGAAGAAGUCCAGGCCACCCAGGCAUACGACGCUCUUGAGAAGCUCAUCAAAGAUUGCAAUGCAAAUGUCCAACGUAUGAAGAGCACCGAAGAAUUGAUUCACUUAAGUCAAAAUAUGGAGUUCGAAUGCAAGAUCUUCCCACUUAUCUCACAGUCCCGGCGGCUAGUGAAACAUGGAGAACUUACAGCUCUGGAAUAUAAUAUCAGCUUGAAGUGGAAGCUUACCACCAGACCCAUCUACCUCCAUCUCUUCAAUGAUUACCUGCUUCUAUCGCGACCCAGGGAGAACGGCCGUUUCAUUGUGUUCGAUUAUGCGGCCUCCUCGGAUGUGCGUGGGGAAAAGUGUGAAAUGAAACUCCACGGCGACAACAAAAACCUUUUCCGCCUUUUCCUGCUGCAGAACAAUCAGGGGAAGAAAGUGGAAUUCCUCUUCCGCACAGAAACACAGAGUGAGAAACUGCGAUGGAUUUCUGCUCUCUUGCCCCAACAGCCAGAACCUGACCUGUUGAAUGAUUCUGAUGCCGAUCAGGUGCAGUGCGUGAAAUCCUACAAGGCGCGAGAGCACGAUGAAUUGACUCUGGAGAAAGCUGACAUUGUCAUGGUCUUGCGGCAAAGCACUGAUGGCUGGGUUAGAGGCGUGAAGCUGUCCGACGGAGAAAGUGGUUGGUUUCCUUCCGAUCACGUGGAGUUCAUCUCCAGCAGGCAAGUCCGACAGAUGAACCUGAAGGAAGAGCAGCGGGUGAAAAAUGCCAAGCGGCAGGUCUUUCGCAAGCGGUAAAAGAUCCCCUCUCCAGAAGACCUCCACCCUUGCCUCUCCAACCCAGGAGGACGUCGCGAGGUGUUAAAACUGCCCUGUGAAUUACGAGACUGGAGGGGCGAAAGCAGAAACUGGUGUCACUGGCAUUGGCUGUACCAGUCUGUCCGUCUUCACCUGUGUUUGGAAAAAGCAGGAGGAAAGAGCCACAUGGUUUUUCAUGAGAGGAUCGUGGAGAAGAGGAAAAUGGACAAGGACCUUCCGAGAACCUGAGCUUUGCUCAGCCACGUUUAAAUGCACAAACCGCUGGCCCAGGGAGUUAGCUUCCGCUCUUGCAAAAAAAAAAUUAAAAAGGCUUUAGCCCACCUCACAGAAAGACGUGAGGCUAAAAUGUUAAUAUUUUUGAACGUGCUUCGGACUGUCUAGCAAAAUGCAGUAGAGGGGAAAAAAAAAUACACUUUGUGGUAUUAGGAUGAA
This is a messenger RNA of Pantherophis guttatus, 2779 nucleotides long. RefSeq lists its product as uncharacterized. Gene Ontology annotation, biological process: activation of GTPase activity. NCBI's taxonomy places the organism in Eukaryota, Metazoa, Chordata, Lepidosauria, Squamata, Colubridae. Gene Ontology annotation, cellular component: cytoplasm; nucleus. The record is from RefSeq and is a predicted model, not a curated record. Gene Ontology annotation, molecular function: protein binding; guanyl-nucleotide exchange factor activity.